GCUGGAUCAAAACAGUGCGACUUUUUCUUCCACUGAAGAAGGUUACGUCUGAGGGAGAACAUGAAGGCCUGCUUUGCCAUCUUAGUUUUGACUUUUCUUAAUGGUAUACGCGCUGGUAAUGACCGUAUUUCUAGAAGUCCAUGGAGUGAUAUUUCAACAGUAGUGGAUUCUUCCAACAGUUUAGGUUUAGAGAUUCUUCGCGUCUUUUCUAGCUCUAACAAUGCUUUUAUUUCACCAAUCAGUAUAUCUAUGAUAAUUGGGCUUAUUUAUUCUGGAGCUUAUGGUAACACUGCUAAAGAAAUCGCCCAAGCGAUGCAAUUUCCAUCAAUGAUUCAUCCUGCUUUCAAGAACAUUUUAGAUGUAAUGAAACCUCAGGAAAGUAUCAAAUCUUCAAACGUGGGAUAUACGCUAGAAAUAGCAAAUGCAAUGUUAGUUGAUGAAUCUUUCUCGGUUCUUCCAUCUUACAAAGAACUAAGCAGGAAGUAUUUUGACGCUGCAGCUGAUAGCGUAAGCUUCUCACUGCAUCCUGAUGUUGCUGUCGAAGCUGUAAAUGGAUGGGUUGCUUGGAAAACUCACAAUAAAAUUCCUAAAGUUCUCGAAGAGCCUCUAGACCCAUUAACUAAGUUAUUCCUCAUGAAUGCCGUUUAUUUCAAGGGAACAUGGUCAACGAAGUUUGAUCAAAGGUUAACUAUGCCAGAUACGUUCUACAAUAACGGACAUAUCCCUAAAACUGUUCCAAUGAUGCGACAAAAACGAAAAUUCAAUUAUGGUUUCUACUCUCAUUUGCAGGCUCAUGUAUUAGAAUUGCCGUAUGUGGGCGACAAAGUUAAAAUGCUAAUUCUUUUGCCAGAAAAAAGAGAUGGUUUAUUAAACAUGGAACUGGCACUGACGGAAGAUAUCUUGAGGAAUGUCAGCAACAAUCUGAGAGAAACUAACGUUCAAGUUACAUUACCAAGGUUCAGUUUUAUGGAAGAGCAUGAUCUUAUUCCGUUGCUGAAACGGAUGGGAAUAAGUUCUUUAUUUGAUGAACAGUCGGCUGAUUUGACUAGAAUCAGUCCAGAUCAAGGCAUCUAUGUUACUAAAGUUCUUCAUAAAUGUGCUGUUGAAGUAAAUGAAGAAGGCAGUGAGGCCACAGUAAUUACAGGUGUUUCGGCCGGAGUUCGAACUGGUGGUCCUUUAGUACCUCUUUUCACGGCCGAUCAUCCGUUUCUCUUUUUUAUACGAAACACUUCACUCGAUUUGAUUUUAUUUCUCGGAAGAGUAAGAAAUUUAUGAUUAAUAUGAUGCAUUUCUGAACUUCCUAUUUAUUCGUCUAUUCACUACAGUGAUAAGUAUUGAUGUUAACUGAUUUUACUGAUACUCCAUUAUUGAAUCAAUUUUUUUUUUCAAAACUCUGCGAACGACUAAGAGUGAACCAAAUAAAAAAGAAAAGAUUUUAAAAUGUGGACAUUUUUCAAAGUGAUGAACUAUUUUGAGAACUGUUUAACAAAUAUUGAACUCUAAACAUUGAUUUAAUUACUUCAAAUGAAAAUCGGAAAACAUGCCUUGAAACUAUUUAUUUGGACGUUAUUUGGAAUGAAAGAAUGAAUCCACAGACUGCGUGAGCUCAGUAAACCAACUGCAAUCAAGCAUAAAAAAAAAAAAAAUGAGUAUAAACAGUCUUAAGUCAAAGCUUCUUGAAUUUUAGGUAAAAAUGAAUGCAAAAAGCAUAGCUAGUAAAUAUCAUUUUCUCUUAUAAAAAAAUAAAUACUUUAUUGCAACAAAUAAAAAUAAAAUUCUUCUUU
Messenger RNA from Uloborus diversus, 1784 nucleotides. RefSeq names its product intracellular coagulation inhibitor 1-like. Gene Ontology annotation, molecular function: serine-type endopeptidase inhibitor activity. The transcript is spliced from 2 exons. The coding region runs from base 61 to 1275 and encodes 404 amino acids. NCBI's taxonomy places the organism in Eukaryota, Metazoa, Arthropoda, Arachnida, Araneae, Uloboridae. The record is from RefSeq and is a predicted model, not a curated record.